AUGAUCGGACUGUUCAAUUCAACGUAUAUGAACGUCAAUCUGGCCAUCACAAUGACAUGCAUGGUCAACUCCACUGCCAUAGCAAUUGCUGAAGACAUAGACACAGGAGGUGAUUGGUCGAAGGAUCCGAACUUGACCUCCGCCUUUGGAACAAGCGACACCUGCUCAUCGGCCCCGGGAACUCGAACAGUGCUUGACUACGGGAUUACUGAAAUGGGGUGUCAAAUGGGCAAAACGAAACAUUUUCGACAUCUUCUACUCUCUGUAUAUAAUCCAUGUGAUAAGGCCUCUGAAGCUUCUCCGAAACUUCCAUUGCAUAUGGAGAGAACCGAUGGCCGUACCGAAUCCAUCACAUCCAUUGUAGGAAAUCAGGUGGCUUUAUUCUUUGGGAACCCGUUUGCAGCACGCUUGUGCGACUCACGUUUCGGAUGGCAAGCCGUGUACCACAGCUCCGCGGCGAUGGGCGUAGCAUGGUGUGUCGCAUGGAUGUUGCUGGCAUCUAAUACACCUGACGAAUGUCGUGUGAUGAAGAUGGAGGAACGACUGUACCUCAAGAGAAACGCUGUUCUAGCCAGAGAGGACAACAAAGCACGGGCGCCCCCAAUUCCAUGGUUUAAAAUUGUCACGAACAAAGCUUUCAUCGCACAUCUGGUUGCCACUUGGAUUCUCACGAAUGUGGUCACCAUAAUGAUGGUGUACUUGCCUACAUACUUCAAGGAUGUACUGCUGCUAGGGAUUGUUAUGAACGGGACUUUCACUUCUCUACCAAUGAUGUUCAAUUUUAUAUUCAAACUCUCUUGGGGCGUCCUAAUGGACAAGUUGAAAAAAAGGAAGAUUCUCACUCGAACACUUGGAGUCAAGAUAUCACAGUGCUUCCCAACGUUUGGGGUGGCGCUAGGUCUCAUCCCUGUGGUCCUGUUCGUCACAUGCCAAGAACCGGCUCUCGCGCUCUUCCUAUUCUGUCUCAGCAACAUGUGUCUAGGAGCUCACACAAGUGGAGCCUAUACCUCAUUAUUGUCGCUUGCUCCACAGUUCACUCCCACACUGUCUUCAAUUAGUGUUAGCACUUCUAUGCUAGCUCAGCUUACUACGCCGUUUAUGGUUUCCUUCAUCAACUCCACCGGAAGCAUUGAGGAAUGGAACAAUCUAUUCCUGCUCACAGCAUUGAUGUGUAUUUUCUCUGGAGUUAUUUUCGCUAUAUUCGGAUCAGGUGAUUUACAAGAAUUCGCUAAAUCACGGAAAGAAAAUAUGGCUGAAGACGGAAAUCUCCUAUCCCCUUUACAAGCGGGGACCUUACGAGCAGACUCAGUGUCAAUGUUGUAA
Necator americanus (New World hookworm) is the source of this 1323-nucleotide messenger RNA. RefSeq lists its product as uncharacterized. Gene Ontology annotation, biological process: transmembrane transport; monoatomic anion transport. The coding region runs from base 1 to 1323 and encodes 440 amino acids. The transcript has 10 exons. Gene Ontology annotation, molecular function: transmembrane transporter activity. Gene Ontology annotation, cellular component: membrane. The record is from RefSeq and is a predicted model, not a curated record. Lineage: Eukaryota; Metazoa; Nematoda; Chromadorea; Rhabditida; Ancylostomatidae.